Rhinocladiella mackenziei CBS 650.93 is the source of this 4857-nucleotide messenger RNA. RefSeq lists its product as uncharacterized. Gene Ontology annotation, biological process: transmembrane transport. The record is from RefSeq and is a predicted model, not a curated record. Bases 1 to 4857 code for a protein of 1618 amino acids. NCBI's taxonomy places the organism in Eukaryota, Fungi, Ascomycota, Eurotiomycetes, Chaetothyriales, Herpotrichiellaceae. Gene Ontology annotation, molecular function: ABC-type transporter activity; ATP hydrolysis activity; ATP binding. Gene Ontology annotation, cellular component: membrane. The transcript has 11 exons.
AUGGCCUUCAGCGGAGGAUUCGUGGGCUCCUACGACCGUACGGCUCGUUUGAUGAACACAGCGUCGCCAAUCCCUGACCGAAGAUUCUCAGAGUCCUUGGGGGACAAGAUCUUUCACCGUCGAUCUAUGGCAGCGGACGAAAGGCAGGAAGAUGAGAUUGCGGAUUGGUCCACGCACUGGCAACACCGUUCAUCGCCUUCGAUAAGUAUAGCAAGUGGGAACCAGAAUCAAGCUAGGAUUGACGUGAACAUUGGAGAUGGCAGCGAAAUGGCACCAAGCGAGCAAUAUGGAGGAGUCCGAGAGCUCGCCCGGCAGUGGACGCGACAAUCUAGGGUGACAGAAGCCCAAGGCAAUCCUCUCCCUCGAGCGUGGACUAAAGCUGUGCUGCAACUGGCCAAAGACGACAAUGAGCAUUUCAAGACCCAGAAAGCCGGAGUAUGCUUCAAGAACUUGAGCGUCCACGGAUAUGGUACGGACUCCGACUAUCAGAUGACUGUCGGGACACUCCUCUGGCAGGCAUUGGACAUAAGCAAGAGGUACCUGGGCCACAAAGGACGCCGUGUUGAUAUUUUGCGAAAUUUCGACGGUGCAAUUCACCCUGGCGAAAUGCUCGUGGUCCUGGGUCCUCCUGGCUCGGGGUGCUCGACGUUCCUGAAGACCCUAGCAGGCGAAACGCAUGGUUUUGUGGUCGACAGGGACUCUCACGUCAAUUAUCAGGGUAUUGGCUACAAGCAGAUGAAGAAGAAUUUCCGCGGUGAGAGUAUCUACACUGCCGAACAUGAUACACAUUUUCCAUAUCUCUCUGUCGGAGAUACCCUCUACUUCGCUGCUCGUGCUCGAGCGCCGAGAUUCCUGCCAGAAGGCUGCACCAAACAUCAAUACGCGGAGAUGAUGCGGAACGUCAUUAUGGCAACCUUUGGCAUUCGACGCGAGGGCUCGAUAACUGAAGUCAAUGAUGUUGCAGUCGCGGUAGCAAUAUACCAAGCACCGCAAACGGCCUACGAAGUCUUCGACAAGGUGAUCCUUCUGUAUGAUGGACGUCAGAAUUUUUUUGGCUCCACCAAGAAGGCAAAAGACUACUUUAUCAACUUAGGAUUCAAAUGCUCUGACCGACAGACUGAUGCGGACUUCCUUACUUCUAUGACGAGUCCCGUCGAGCGUAUUGUGAGGCCAGGUUACGAACAGAAAGUGCCUCGUACUCCAGACGAGUUUGCUGAAAGAUGGAGACAGAGCCCCGAGUACGAGGCUCUUCGGAAAGAAAUUGCUAAAUUUGAGGAAGAUCACCCCAUCGGCGGCCCCGACGUACAGGAGUUCGUUGACUCCCGGAGAAUGCGGCAAUCGAAGAAUACUCGUCCGGGGUCCCCAUACACCUUGUCCUACGUUCAGCAAAUUAAGCUUUGCCUCUGGCGUGCGUUUGUUCAGCUAAAGGCCGACCCCGGCAUCACGCUGACCCAACUUAUCGGCAAUUUUGGUAUGUCACUCAUUAUUUCCUCGGUCUUCUACAAUUUGGACACCACAGCCGGGUCAUUCUACUCUCGCGGUGCUCUAUUGUUCUUUGCAAUCAUGAUGAGCGCAUUCGGCUCCGCCUUAGAGAUUCUUUCUCGAUAUGCGCAGCGUCCUAUUGUCGAGAAGCAUGUCCGUUACGCCUUAUAUCACUCUUCCGCGGAGGCCUUUGCUUCUAUGAUAUGCGACUUGCCGUACAAGAUUACGAACGCGAUUCUGUUCAAUGUCACCAUAUACUUUAUGACCAACCUGAGACGGGAACCGGCCGCCUUCUUUUUCUUCUUACUCUUCUCGUUCAUCAUGACGCUGACAAUGAGUAUGAUGUUCCGCGGCAUCGCCUCUAUCUCUAGGACGCUAGAGCAAGCGAUGGCACCAGCCGGAUGGGCAAGAUGGAUCAACUAUCUCAACCCGGUUGCGUAUGGGUUCGAGUCUUUGAUGAUUAACGAGUUUUCAGGCCGAACCUACUCCUGUACCGGCGGACUACUAGUGCCAAACUAUCCUAAUGCUAAGCUUGCCAACCAAAUCUGUUCGGCAGUUGGGUCUCAGCCAGCUCAAACUUUUGUGACCGGGGACGUUUAUCUCGAUUCCGCAUACGGCUACAAAGCGUCUCAUCGUUGGAGAAAUUUGGGCAUUCUCAUGGCAUUCCUGAUCGCAUUCAUGGUUGCUCAUCUGGCCGCGACAGAGUACAUCUGGGCCAAAAAGUCGAAAGGGGAAGUGCUUGUCUUCCAACGCGGCCGAAUUCCUCGCUCGCUCCAGUCCAGCAGUGCUGACGACAUUGAGAAGGUUCGUAAUGGCGAGAUGGCGGCUCCAUCCCAGUGGAACGGCAUGGAUGUUUCCGAGGUUGUCCAGAAGCAAACAGCCAUUUUCCAAUGGAAGGACGUAUGCUACGACAUCAAAAUCAAGGGGCAACCUCGAAGAAUUCUCGACCAUGUCGAUGGCUGGGUUAAGCCAGGGACCCUUACAGCUCUUGUGGGAGUCAGCGGCGCCGGUAAGACGACGUUACUCGAUGUACUCGCCAAGAGAGUUACAAUGGGCGUUAUCUCCGGGGAAAUGCUUGUCGAUGGGUGCCCGCGUGAUAGCUCAUUUCAAAGAAAAACUGGGUACGUGCAGCAGCAAGACUUGCACCUACAGACAUCUACAGUGCGUGAAGCUUUAAUAUUCAGCGCGGUACUGCGGCAGCCAGCACGUGUCCCUCGUAAAGAGAAGGUCGCAUAUGUUGACGAGGUUAUUAAGCUCCUAGAUAUGCAAGAAUACGCCGACGCUGUGGUUGGGGUUUUGGGCGAAGGAUUGAAUGUCGAGCAACGCAAACGUCUUACUAUUGGAGUCGAGCUUACCGCCAAACCUCAACUACUGCUGUUUCUUGACGAGCCCACGUCGGGUCUAGACUCUCAAACCUCCUGGUCUAUUCUCAAUUUACUCGAUAAGCUCACUAAGAACGGACAAGCCAUCCUUUGUACCAUUCACCAACCCUCGGCAAUGUUGUUCCAACGAUUCGAUCGGUUAUUAUUCCUCGCAGACGGAGGAAAGACAGUGUACUUCGGGCCCGUGGGACAGUCUUCGAGGACCCUGAUAAGUUAUUUUGAGAAAAACGGAGCGCCACCGUGCCCCCCCGGAGCAAAUCCGGCGGAGUGGAUGCUCGAGGUCAUUGGUGCCGCUCCUGGUUCUCACUCGGAUAUCGAUUGGCCGGUCGUUUGGCGCCAGUCUCGCGAGGUCCAGCAUGAACUUUCUACCAUGAAGCAUGAGCGGUCGAGACUUGCAUCUGUCGUCGACCAAACCCAUGACAAAUCCAGCUACAGAGAAUUUGCGGUGCCCUUCUGGAUCCAAUGGAUCCAGGUACAGAAGCGAGUCUUCGAACAACACUGGCGAACUCCCGGUUACAUCUAUGCCAAGUCCUUCAUGUCCGACAACACGCAACAGGGUUUACAGAACCAGAUGAUUGGCAUAUUCAUGCUGUUGUCCAUCUUCGGCCAACUGGUUCAACAGCUCCUGCCUCUCUUCGUCACGCAGAGGGCGCUCUACGAAGUGCGUGAGAGACCCUCGAAAGCAUAUUCAUGGCAAGCCUUCGUUGCAUCCAACAUUAUUGCCGACAUUCCGUGGAGUUUGAUCAGCGCAGCUUUACUCUACUUUUGCUGGUAUUAUCCGAUUGGUCUGUGGCGAAACGCCGAGCCUACCGACCGAGUCCAUGAACGAGGAGCCCUCAUGUUCCUUCUCAUUGUAGCGUUCCUCCUGUUUACGAAUACCUUUGCGCACAUGUGCAUUGCAGCGAUCGAAACGGCGGAAACUGGCGCCAAUAUUGCCAACAUCAUGUUCUCGCUCUGCCUAAUCUUCUGCGGCGUCCUUAUCUCGCCAACCGCAUUACCCGGCUUCUGGAUUUUCAUGUACCGGGUGCCUCCAUUCACCUACCUUAUACAGGCAAUGACAGCGACCGCCGUUGGUGACACGAGCGUCACCUGCGCCAAGAACGAGUACCUCACGCUCCACCCACCAUCGGAACAGACCUGUGGUGAAUAUAUGGGACCAUACGUUUCCACCUACGGCGAUUGUCUGACGGAUCCGUCCGCGAAAGCCAACUGUUCAUACUGUCGGCUGUCAGAGACAAAUGCGUUUCUUGCCUCUGUGGGAACCAGCCCUUCGGAUUCGUGGCGCAAUUUCGGUUUGCUCUGGGUUUACAUCAUUGAAAGCGUGGACGACGGCCAGCCUUUCAUAUCCCUGAACGACGAUGAAUUCCUAGGAUACUUUUUGAUUCCCACUCAAGACGUGCUCAACUUCCCCGAUUGCCGUUCCAGAAAUCGAACAAAUCCUUUCCGUUGGGUUUUCGGCUACCUCCAUCGCGUUCUCGAAGUCGCGGACGAUCCUCCCGUACCGAUAGGUCUCAUUGAGUCUCUUUUGGAGGUGCUGUUGAGUUUCAGCCCUAGGCGGACUAGACUAGUCACAAAAAGGGCCGAACCUCUGAAAAUUAGAGGCCGGCGAAUUAAGUGCGACGGACUUUUCAUGCAAGACCAGUGGACACUCGUCCCGGUGGCGACAUUCUUGGUUUCAAAGGGGUCUGAUGACGACAAGAUUCGUGAAGUUCAACAAAUCCUCACCCAAGCAAUUCUUGCGUUCACUCAACAACCCAAGAUGGAUGAAUUUAUUAGCUUUGUGGUGUGCUCGACCGGAGCGGCGUUGUACUUAGCUGGUGCCCACAUCACCCGAGGUUACAUCGAAUCUCUUCGUAAAGAUCAACGACCGAGCCUACGUUUACAAGUCUGUCGCUCCGCAAUCUACGAUCUGAAGAUUCCGGAUGGUAGGAAGGACGUAGCGAUGCUUCUACUGAGGAUGCUGAAAUACUUAGACGAGAGAAAACUGCCAUAA